This is a messenger RNA of Drosophila rhopaloa, 3039 nucleotides long. RefSeq names its product agrin. The transcript has 4 exons. Gene Ontology annotation, molecular function: protein binding. The record is from RefSeq and is a predicted model, not a curated record. Gene Ontology annotation, biological process: cell differentiation; multicellular organism development. Bases 932 to 2920 code for a protein of 662 amino acids. NCBI's taxonomy places the organism in Eukaryota, Metazoa, Arthropoda, Insecta, Diptera, Drosophilidae.
UGUCAAACCUUUCAGUCGCAAUUGGAGCUUAGCUUUCCGAGAUUUGAUUUCUGGGUGACUUCAAACUACAAAGGCCUAAAAAGCAAGGGAAAAUAAUACAAGAAAAUACAACAAAAAAAAGCGAAGACGACUAUACAAAUUGUACAAAUCGGAUGCGAGCGCGUGUGUGUUAGUGACCAUUCAUUCAUUCAUUCAACAACAAUAAAUGAAAUACAAAAUGCAAUCGUCGCAGUUGCAGUCGGCGUCGCAGUAAACUUCGGCAGAGACGUCGGCAGAGGCAGCGACAGAGGCUGAAACAGUAGCAGCAUCCAAACCAAAUCCAAAAGAGAGAUCAUUUUUCAUAUGCGAAUCGAAACUCGAAGAGCGCGCAUCAAAGUCAAAUUCAAACGGCGAAAGAGUAACGAACAAAAGCGAAUUGUUUUGUGUGCAUAAUAACAAAAAAGAAAAAAUAAAGCCUUACCAGAACGUAAUUGAAAUCAAAUUAAAGGCGGGCCGUGCAAAAAUAAAAAGAAAGAAAUAAAGCCGAGGCGAUAAAAAAGAAAUUAUGCUCCAUUGUGCGAUUGUGUGAGAGGUCAAGUGCCCGGCAGGCAAAAGAAAGGGACAGAUACACAGGUUUAAUGUUAAUAGGCAAACGAAUGAACUCAUAAAAGGGCAAAAGAGAGGGCAAUACUGGGUAAGAAGAAGAGCAGGCCAAGCCCAAAUGACCGCAAGAAUACCGUUAAUUCGAACAGCUUCAGCGGUAUUACGAGCAUUUAUAUAGCUUAAUACUAGAGAGAUUGAGAGAAGAAAAAAAACUUUCUUCGUGAACUUCAGCCGCAUAAAAGUUUGCUACUAUUUCAAUUUCAAUUGUUAACGAGCGAAAGCGCCGCCCGUCACGCACAGAAAAAAAGACAACAAACAAAUAGCAGGAAAAGUGCAGCAGACAGCGAAAAUGUACCAGUCGCAGCAUCUCCAUCCCCCCGCCCCAAAACCAGCCCAAACGCAGGCCCACAGCCAGAGCCACAGAUUUAGCCAGACUCUAAGCCAGAUCAAGAGUCGCAGCCAAAGCCUCGACCACAGCCACGACCACAGCCUCAGCCUCAGCCUGAGUCGACAGCUGUUUGGCGCACUGCUGGCCGUGUUCAUGUUGGCGGCAUUAGCGUCAACCACCCAUGGCGCUGUAACAGACUCCCCCAUCAAGAUCAUUCGGUUGCCGGCACAGGCACCCGUCAUCCGUUACCGCAGUGCGGAUGCGGCGCCGGACUCACUGCUGAUCAACUACCGCCAGGAUGCCCAGCCGGAGUUGUCGUCCACGCUGAUGCAGGCACCAGGAGCGGCGGCGGCGGCUCUGGAGUCGCUCCUCCGCGAGGAAACGGAGCAGCAGCAGCUGGUCCAGAUGGGCAGGCGGAACCGGGCGAGUGCCUCCACCACCGGAAAUUGUCCCCGAUCCUGUCCACCGAGCAUAACAGUGGGAGCUGAACCCGUGUGCGGCAGUGACGGCCUGAUCUACGCCAAUCUCUGCGAGCUGCGCAAGAAGACUUGCUCCCGGAGCGGAGUGUCCCUGAUCAAGGAUGUUCGCGACGGCUGCGAGCGAUCCAAGGGUUCGGAUUGCAAGCAUCGCUGUAGCACGGAAAAGGAUCCGGUUUGUGGAACGGACGGACGCACCUACCUGAACCGCUGCAUGUUGAGGGUGCAAUCCUGUCGCGUGGGACUGGCAGCCGUGAAGCUCUCGCACGUGGGUCCUUGCAGCAAUACGAGUGCUGUCCGCGAGUCCUGUCCGGUGGAUUGUAAUAGUGCACCCAAGGAUGGACCGGUUUGCUCAUCGGAUGGCAAUGUGUACAACUCGACGUGCGAGAUGAAGCUGCACACGUGUGGACAGGGUGUGGUGAAGACCAGUCGAAAGCACUGCCAAUCCACGAGGAUGUGUAGAGAGUCCUGCUGGCGGGUGGCCAGGCCCACGUGCGGUUCCGAUGGACGUCUGUACGCCAGUCCCUGCAAGAUGCGCUCCUCCAAUUGUGGCAAACACGUCUUCGAGGUUCCCCUGUCCUUCUGCAUGCCGCAGGAGCGCCACGGCAGUGCCUCCGAUGCCUGUCCCACAGAGUGUCCCAAGGCGGAGUCGAAUUCCUCAUCGCAGUACGUGUGUGGCAGCGAUGGUAAUAUCUACUCAUCUCUCUGCGAACUGAAGAUGCUCAACUGCGGUCCCCAGCGUAAGUCCAUCCAAAAAGUGAGCAUGGACAAGUGCAAGGGUCGACUGACUCGCUGCAAGCAACUGCCUCCUUGCAAGGACUUUAACAGCCUGUUCGGUUCCAUCUUCAGCUCAAAGCGAAACGAUAAACUCUGCGGCACGGAUGCCAAAACUUACAGCAAUGAGUGCGAACUGGCCCAUGCCACCUGUCUACGCGGCGUAAAUCUGGCUCACAUUGGGCCCUGCACGGAUCUAAAUUCGCCCACCAAGGACUGCGGGGAUGCCUGCACCCGGGCGGAUUUGGAGCAGCAGCCGGUGUGUGGAUCGGAUGGCAAUACCUUCGCCUCCAUGUGCGAGUUCAAGCGCCGCACUUGCAAUCUCCGUGUGGUUUCCGUAUCGCUCAAGAACUGCGCCCUGACCGCAGACUGUGAGUCCGAUUGUGAUGCCCAGCCGCCAAGUUUCGUGUGCGGAUCGGAUAACAAUCUGUACAAGUCCGAGUGCCACAUGCGCAAGGAGAACUGCGGCAAGCACGUGUUUGUGGUGCCGCUAAAACGCUGCCUGGCCGCCUUCCAGCUUAAGGGAUGUGCCCGCAUCUGUCCCAGGGAAUUCGAGCCUGUUUGCGGCAGCGACAAUAAAACCUAUUUGAACGACUGCUUCCUGGAGAUCGAGAACUGCAGGGCGAACCAGACGGUCAACGUCAACUACUACGGCGCCUGUGGCCGCCCCGAAGCACCAUCCACUAACUUCCUCUACUAGGAUGUAUGCGUGGCGCCUUCAUUUCACUUGGCAUUUAAUAUUUUUAGGCUAUAGUCUUGUAUUGUACUUUUUUAAAAUCGAUAUUUAUUGAGUUUGAAUUAAAGCCCCCAACGAACUUA